Penicillium taxi is the source of this 1236-nucleotide messenger RNA. RefSeq lists its product as uncharacterized. The coding region runs from base 1 to 1236 and encodes 411 amino acids. Gene Ontology annotation, biological process: mRNA alternative polyadenylation. Gene Ontology annotation, molecular function: mRNA binding. The transcript is spliced from 3 exons. Gene Ontology annotation, cellular component: mRNA cleavage and polyadenylation specificity factor complex. Lineage: Eukaryota; Fungi; Ascomycota; Eurotiomycetes; Eurotiales; Aspergillaceae. The record is from RefSeq and is a predicted model, not a curated record.
AUGGCUACAGAAGAUGAUAACUUCGACAUUGAUAUCUAUGGUGAUGGAGGUGGCUACAAUACCAAUGAUCAAGCCGACUUCAAGCAGGAUGACACGGACUUGAUUCUAGACGUUGCUGAGAGCGUGCCAGAGCCGGCGCAGGCCCCAGUGCCUCAGGUUGAGCCCAAACAAUCAGAUUCCAACCAAACUGUCCUUGAAUCCGCUAUCAAACCCGCUACAGAAACCUCUCCAUCAACCCACAACAAUCCCUCCGGCUCCACUCAAUCUAACACAAUGCCUCAGACCGUUGGACCCCAUGGUGUUAAGCGCAAAGACUAUGAAGGUCGCCCUCAUCCAGAUGCGACAACUGCCCUGUUGAUAUCAGAUCUCCAAUGGUGGAUCACUGAUGAUGCCAUCCGCGCCUGGGCAAACGAAGCUGCGUGUGAAAAUGAGCUGAAAGACGUAACUUUCAGUGAGCACAAGGUCAAUGGAAAGAGUAAAGGUCAAGCAUUCGUGGAAUUUUCCACCCCUGCUGCUGCUGCAACAACCAAGACCUUAAUUGAAAGUAACCAUAAGUUCAACAUUAGCUUCACGAACCCCCACAGCAACCCCUUCCGCACUCUGCCCAAGGAUACCCCUGUUCGCCGGGAUGGGGGCCGUGGUGGCAUGUCUGGAGGCUUCACCAACAACGGCCACGCCCAAAACCAGAACUUCAGUGGUGGUAUGAACAUGGGUGGUUACCGUGGCCGAGGUGGCUACAACAACAACAACAACAACAACAACAACCGCGGCAUGGGUAUGAACAACUUUGGCCGAGGUAACUACAAUUCCAUGGGCUUCCAAGGUGGUGGUGGUGGUUUCCAGGGCGGUUUUCAGGGCGCCCCCAUGGGUAACAUGCCCUACAACAACUUCAACCGAGGUGCUAUGAUGGGUGGCAUGCGUGGCAACGGCAUGCGCGGCCGCGGCGGAAACAUGAACCACAUGGGUAACAAUAUGGGCGGUAACAUGGGAAUGAACCAGAUGGGUAUGCCGAUGAACCAGAUGGGCGGCAUGGCUAUGAACCCUAUGGCUGGAGGUAUGAACCCCAUGAUGGGUGGUAUGGGAGGAGGAAACAUGGGCAUGCAGGGACAAGGAUUUCAAGGCGCCCAGAGCCCUGCCUUCAACCAAAACUACUUUCAGGGUGCCCCUGCGGCCGCCGGAAACGCAGGCGAAGCAUCCUGGAACCCCCACGGCGCCAAGCGCAGCCGCCAGGAGUAG